GCAAAGCACAACUACCACACCGCGGCCGCGAUACCGCCGCACCUCGCGCCCGCGGACGUCAUCUCCGCGCUGCACGACCACAACACCUGCCUCACGCUGCAAGCCCUCACAACAGGCCACGAAAAGCUGCCCGAGAACCCGCCCGCCACGCGCAAAGACACCUUCUGGUAUCCGCCCGACAGACACCCCAUCACGACCUACAACGUCUCCGAGUGUAUAACCUGGAUGCCGGGCAUCGGCGAAUGGGGCCGCAAAUAUAUUACCUUCCCGUCGUGCUUCCAGAACACGCCGAGCGGGCUCAAGUCGCGGGCGGACGCGAGCGGCGUGGUGCUGCGCGCUGAGUUCCGCGUCAUUGAGGGCUGGCAUGGUGAUGCGGAGGUGGAUGGCGAGGGCGAGGGGCUCGGAGAGGUGGAUUGGGUGCUGGUGGAAGAUGUGGAAGUCCAGUGUGCGUGGUGGCUGAUGCCGUUUGUGCGGGGCAAGAUGGAGCAGGCGCAUAGGGAUAUCUGUCGCAAGGUGGUCGAGAAGGUGGAG
Messenger RNA from Trematosphaeria pertusa, 531 nucleotides. RefSeq lists its product as uncharacterized. The transcript has a single exon. The annotation marks the transcript as partial. The record is from RefSeq and is a predicted model, not a curated record. NCBI's taxonomy places the organism in Eukaryota, Fungi, Ascomycota, Dothideomycetes, Pleosporales, Trematosphaeriaceae.